Molecule: messenger RNA, 10395 nt
Organism: Amoebophrya sp. A25
Lineage: Eukaryota; Dinophyceae; Syndiniales; Amoebophryaceae
Source: the annotation of a GenBank genome assembly
UUUGCUUGUUCUUGUCUCUCAGCUCCUACUCCUCGGCCACGUCUGUCAUGCUUCUCCGCUGCCAGGACCUCUCUGGCAGCCAGAGCCUGAGGAUGAACUCUCCCAUCUCGCUCCUCGACCUUCGGCACCAAACGGCGACUCCGCUGACGAAGCUGGCAGUGCAAACUCUACUGCUACAGCCGUGCACGGUCUCCAAAUCGACGCCAACGAUUUCGAAGCUGCUGACUUCAACCUACGACAGUUGCAGAGAUACCAACAAAGGAUGAUGGAGUCCUUUUCGAGGAGGUCGUCGCCUGGUGAGCUAAUAUUGGCGUCUUCGGGAGAUGAAGAUAGCAGCGUCACAACUGAUCGCCAAGGAUAUAAUCAUGUCAACACGAUGAAUAUGAUGGAGCAUCAACAUGAAGAACAACAUGGUGGCUCUGAAGAUGUUGCUUCUACACGUCAACAUUCCCGACAAUCUACUCGUAGCCAGGAAGAUGAGCUACUUCUCGGAACUGCUACAUCCGGAAUUAAUACACUAACAGGAGGAACUGCGAAUCAUGAGGAGAAUGAUCAUAAUGAUGGCAUCUUCAACAACCCCAACUACAAUACCGGCAGCGCCGAUGUGUCAAGCUAUUCCAGUCCCCGUCGCCGUGCUCUAACUCUAAGUGACCAACAACACGUCUACUGUUCGCGAGUAUCUUCAGUCGGCAAUAGUUUUGUACAUGGCGCAGCUGCUCUAGACUCUGAUGACCUGGCUGAUUUGAUUAUGACCACGUCUUCUGCCAAUGCGCGUGGUAGUUCUGGCAGUCCCCUUCGCGGCUCGUCACUGGCACGAUUGGGGCUCAGUUUGCAUAACGGUAUAUGCCUAGAGCAGAUGCGAGCUAGAUUGGCUGGUGUGAGGGAAGGUGUUGGGAAUGUGGGAAACGGUGCUGGAGGAGCAGCUGGACGAAGUGGUGCUAUCGUUAGGGAUGGUCAACAGUCACUACAGUAUCUAGACAAGUAAGUAGAAGAAGUGCUUAACUUGCAAACAUCAAUGUUACUUCUAGCGAACAAGAAGUACUGUAAAAAACCAUAUUUUCUAGCAUCUGCAUCCUCUUGACAAGUAGAAGAAGUCCUUAUAACCAAAAGUCAAUAAAUAAUGUUCAAAAAUGUUACUAACGAACAAAGAAAGGAACAUAGACAUACAUCCUAGGCGGCCUAGCUGCAUCUUUCUCAUCUCAUCACUCCUGGCACAACGAGUCGGCCGCGUUCCGCUCAGCAUUGUUCCUGCUUCUCUGGUGCUAUGAGAAGUCUGUCAACUACAGCGCGUAGUCCUGCUGCAGGCUCGUCUGGAGUGCCAUCUGGUUCAUCUACUAUCACCAAUACAGCGACUGCAUCUGCAAUGCCUCCUGGAUCGUCUGCUGGUCGUGGCUCUCCCAGUAUAACUGCUGCGAUUGCCACUACAGAUGGACGGUCUACUGCUGCCGCUUCCUUGCCAAAUCAACAACAAGAUACAACUCGAUCUCUUCUGCUUACCCCACUCACAGAGCAAGAUAGCACCUCGCCUUCGCCUGAAUCCGCAGCCGGCAGUAUUACGACGACUGCUGGUGGAGAAUCCUCAUGCCUGUAUCAUUAUGGAGGAAUGUUGACUGGGGCUGGUGGCGGGCCUGGGGGUUGCACCAGAAGUGCAGAACAACUCGAAGCUGCUUGUCGUGGUGCGACAAUGGAAUCAGUUUCCGCAAUAAGUACCCGCCUAUCUUCUCCAGCAGCACCAUCACCCUCCUAUCAUGCUCCUGCCAGGUACUUUAGCGAUGAAGAACUGAUACAAUUGCAAUUGAUGUCGCCAACGGAAACAGGUAUUGGUACACCUUGUUCGACAAGUUGUAGACUUGUAGCGACAGAUGGGCCACCGACCGAGGAAGAGGGGACCACAAGCAAUGAACCUGUACUUGGAGUUGAGGAUGAGGAGCAAGAUGAAGGAGAUCUUCAAGAUGUUGACCAUGUUGAAUGUGAUCAAGUAGGGACAACCAUUGAUGCUUACGACAUUGAAAACCAGUUGUUGAUGUGUGCGAACAAUGUAGUGGAAGCCCAAGGGAGCAAUACUUCGCCAAGCUUACUCAACGAAGCCUCAUCCUCUACGUCUUCCUCCGCUUCCUUUUCCACUCGAAAGCGCAGCAUGCCAAAGAGCACGGGGGAUACUCCGUAUGUACGUGCAGGCGAAGCUACACGUCGCCGGUGGUUUCGGUCAAAACGGAGGAGUAAGGCGAGCCAGAACGAACAGGAGACUGUUGUGAUUCAGCCAAACAAAAGACUGCUGACAAGGAGAGCACGAGGCGGUAUAAGUCAUUUCGGGAAGUGAUCACUGACCUCUAAUUCUGAUGUAGUUUCCAACCUUUAAUUCACUUUCUCACAUGCACAUCAUCCUUCUUCUCGUCGUAUGAAGCUAGCACUCCAUCUUCCUGUUCCGCCCAAGCUCUUUACCACCACCACUUCCACUUUUGCCAGUUCUCAUGCCACGCAAUAAAAGAGCUUCCAAAUCGAGAAACGGUGCACUGACUAAUCGCAUCUGCUGCCUUGGAGGCAUCGUCAUUGGAACUUGCGUCGUCUGUUCGCUUUGCCCGAAUGAGAUACUGCGCAGAUGCAAAGAACUAGUACCUCUAAAAAGCACUUUCGACUUUGGACCAAUGCGCAAAGCACUACUAGACACAACAGCGCAGAUGAAAACUCAUCUCAGUGAUCAGCUUGGUGGACUUGGAGCUACUACCCCACCUGCGUCUGACCCAGCAAAUAAAAAUGGAGGAGCGCCGGAUGUAGUUGCAGCUCCAGCGCGAGCAUUUCUAGGCGGGGGGCGAAGAACAUCAGGGGUUGACGGCGUUUCUUUCGAAAUAAAGGGUGAAAUAGAUAUCUGCGUCGAACCAGGUAGUGGUAGAGCACAAGAUCACGAUGAAGCAUUGGUGCUUAGAAGUCGAUCACGAAUCCCACCCGCGGUCGCAGGCAGUCCUGCGGCGCGUCCUCUUGUGUCUCCCACACCGACACAAGGUGGACAAUCCGGAACAAGUACAACUAGUACAUCUCAGCCCUCAUCCUCUUGCACAACCGGUACAACACCAACUUCUGGCUGUUCUUUUUCACUCCUAGGAAACAACAGAGUUUGUGUCGUCCCAGCUGCUUUGGUAGUUGGAGCUUCUGUCGCAGUGAAAACUUCGAAAUCACGAAGAAACGCAGCAGCUUUGCGUAGAAGGGCGAACAUGGACAAGAAGACAUCAGGAGCUUCUGAGAAUGAGAAUACAUCAAAGGCCAGUGUUGGGGAAGGAGCAGUGACUCCAUCCUCAUCAACAAAAAAGAGAGCAUCAACGGCCAGUGUUGAGGAAGGAGCAGUGACUCCAUCCUCAUCAACAAAGAAAAAAGCAAAAUCCCGUCUCGGUCAACGGUUACGCAGCACUUUCCAAAGUCUGAUGAAAAAAUACAUAGCUGCUGUGCAACCUCGCAACUCGGCAGAGCAGCAAAUCUAUACUGAAACGCCGUCCUCAGAAGAAGUUGAAGAAACGAUAAGAGCUUUUGCUAAUGCUGGCACUGGUUCUGCCUCGUCGUCAGGGUCUGCGUCUGGUGCUUCUUCAUCAUCGUCCUCUUCUAGCUCUUUUACCGCUGCGGCUGCGUCACAUAAGAAAGCAAUCAUCAAGCCAGAGGUGGAAGAUGAACCACCUUCGUCGAGAACACCUUCAUCUUCUUCUAGAACUUCAUCAGACGAAAAAAACACGAGUACUCCUAAAGAAGAUGAGCAUCACACUCUUCUUUCCGAAACCGAAUCUACUCUUCGUGGCCUUUUUGUCGGUUUUCUCGAGGGUUUCACCGGCAUCGACGAUGUUCGCGCCUUGGGGAAAUCGGAGAAACAGCUGUUGAACGAUGUCAAAGUAGAUGUUGGGCUAUUGAAACAUGCUGCCAAGAGGCUACAAGCUGCGAAAAGCUACUUUACGGAUCAAAAUUGGGUUGGCUUCGUAGCUGCGAUGACGGAUGCUGUGGGAAAUUUGUCCGAAGUUUUUGGCAGUGCUGGUAGAUUGCAGGAAGAAUUCAGAGAAAACGCGGUGGCGAUGUGGGACAUUGAGAAAGCAGUACUUUUACUUUGAUUUUUGUUUGAGAAGAUUCUUUUGUGCUUCAUCUUGUUGCACCAUUAUCGUUAUCCUCGAAAUACAACUAAAGACAAGAAGGAUCAGUUGUUUACACCUAAUAGAAGAACAUCCACUACUGCUUGCUCCUGCUGAUCAUGAACAAGAUUCCGCUUCAGCACUACGACGUUCUUCGCGGGAUGCCACUCACUUUUCCAGUUUCUUGCGGAAGCUCAUCUUCGUCUUCGAGAGAAACAAGCACGAUGGUCUCAGAUGAGGACGAGAUGAACACAAAUGAUCCCGCUGUAGGAAACACGUCCUCUCCCAACAGAAGUGUUAGCACUAAUAUUAGGCGUACUUCUCCAACCACAAGAACUCCUUCAUCUUCUUUCUCUUCGUCAACUCCUUAUUCCUCGUCAACUCCUUAUUCCUCGUCAACUCUCUCUUCCUCUUCUCCUUCUUCGCUUUCUCGUCUGCAUCCGACGAAGGUCUUUGAGGCCGAAUUAUGUCCAGCUCGAUCAGUGGUGUUUUACGAGUGGAAGAAGCCUCCUAACGCAGCUGCUACUCGUGUGUCCUCUGCUGCAAGAGACUCGAGGACCCGAGGUCCCUUUUCAGCUGAACGAUAUAAUUCAUAUAGCACGAUGAAGACCAACUACAGCACGGCAGACCCAGACGCGGCAGCAAAAUCAAAAGGCGCCGUCUUUUUGAUCUAUCACGGUAUGCAUGGCCACGGACGCUGUGUGAACGCCGCCUACAUGGUGGAAAGCUUGCAUAGAUCGUAUCUGAAGGCGGCUAUGCUGGGGCAGGCGGGACAUCAAUCCACCGAUACAAGUAGCAGUGCGGCAGCAGAUCUUGAUGAUGACGACGAUGAUGCUGAUGAUGAUAAAAAGGGUGUUGACGAACAUAACAAGCAAGUAGUAGACAAUGAACUCGUCGAUACAACCUCUGAAUCAAGCGACCCUAGCAUCCACAUCUAUUCCAUCGACUACCCUGGUCACGGCGAGGCGCGUGGCGUAGCAAGUGGGCUAGUGGAAUACCCUGAUAUCAUUCACAUAGCAGCCGAAGCAGCAAGAACCGUGCAAAGAAGACAUCCCGACUUAGAUUUACAUCUAGCGGGGAUGAGUAUGGGGUGUGCUGUGAUGCUGAGUGGAGUGAUUCAGGAUGCAGUUGGACAGGAGGUAGUGGACGAGUCUACAAGAAGUCGAUGUAGAAGUAGUUCUGCUUGUUACCCUUUCUUGCGAAAACGAACAAGACGAGGAAAAAACGGUCGUCAACAACAAGCGAAAACAAGUCUACUUCAAGGACUCAGACAAAGAAACUACAGGAACAGCAUCAUUUUGCCCAGAACGGGUCAGAAACAACUCAGGAUCCGUUCCCUGAUUUUGACGGCGCCUUUGAUUGCCCCUAGAGCGUUUCGCAAUGCACCACGGUUCGUCUUCGACUGCUUUUGGCGCUUCUUUAACAAGGUCGCGCCACAACGGAAGAUGACAAAGGGUGUGCCAGAAUGGGAAAAAGAACGCGGUGAGAAAACAGUAUUAGAAGGGCAGUCCUCAAACCACGACAACAAUGCAUCAUCUCCUACAUAUUCAUCCAAGCUGAUCGAAUGUGAACGUGAUCCGCUAACAUACAGAGGUGGCGUUCGAGCAGGCACUGCGCAUGCAGCAGUUCAGCUCUGUUUCCACAAUGCUGACUUGGCGCCAACACAACUUCCUGGAAACAUCCCUCUUUUGGCUUUGGUGGCCGAGAAUGAUGCCAUCGUGGAUGAUCGCGAAGUUGGACCUUUUUUGGAGCGAUUGAUGGGAACAAGACCAGGAGACUAUAGUACACCUCCUACGAAGAAGAUGCAUCUGGUGCUGAAGGAUACGAAACAUGCGAUAUUCUGUGAAUCCGAGGAAAAGAUUAGGGAGACUAGCGAGAAGAAGCUGGAAGAGUGGUUUGCGGAGCUGCUUUCAGAGGAAGACAAGACGAAAGGCAGCAGUUUAUUUGAACAGGAUGAUCAAGAAGAUACUGUCCGUGACGCUAGUAGCUGCAGUAGUACAACAGCAGGAAGUAAUAUCGGGCCGAAUGAGUAGUAGAGACAUGUGAACAGAAGAAAAAAUCUUGUAGAGACCACCGAUGCAUCGAUAUGAGAAACUUUUUUCUUCAAUAUACUCAUGACGUCAAGAACAUGCACAGGCUGAGAAAAAUAAAGAACAGCAACACAAUCCGCACUUUUGCCACAUCAUCUUCUGAAUACUGCAUAAACAAGAUUUUUGUUCAAACCGUCGACAUCGGCGUCUGCGAACUUCAAAUAUUAGCCGUUGAAGAUGACGCUGACUGCAAACUCACGAAGUAGUACAACCAAUACAAAAUUACUAGUUGUAGCAUAAUUUCAUCUGCGACACGCUCACUCACAACUCCGACGAGUCCGAUUUUUGCGACUGAAAUUUUGCGAAUGCGAAAAUGAUCACUACAGCACACAUCAAGGAACCUUCGGAGCAUUUCAGAGAGGACGAUCAUCAUACUCCAACUCCAAGAGUUGCAACAUCCUCGAAUCUAUACUGCAAAUAACAACACAAGGCACUCGCAUGAUAGAAGAUGUUCAUCUGCUAAAUGGAAAGUAAAGCUUACUUUUACCUCGACUAGCAUGCCGCCUCCAUCCAUCAUCAUCCCCCUCACGACAGCUCACGACCUUGCAAAAUCCUAUCGCAGUGCAAAGCGCGUUCACUAAUUGGGCCAAGGACAUACUGAUGAACCGUGCCUUGAUGGAAGAGGAGGUGACAAAAGCUAUGGAGGCUGUUGGAACGGGAGAUUCACAAACUGUAGGGCAAGAAGUGGGCAAACUUGUCAGGGUACGAGUAUAUUUGUUGUUUGAUUUAUUUGAUUUAUUUAGAAGAUCUUGACAUCUUCCAGCACUGUUCUCUUUGCUUCAAGGCUUAUUUGAUUUUGUUUACGACCAAACGACCUUCUACAAUCAUCUAGGCCUUUCAUCAUGAUUAGAUUUUGGUCAUUUGAAAUUGCAUUUUAUCCACUCGUCCAGCUCAUCGUCGGUGGUGGCGACGUUUCGGCUGACAAGAAAGAAUCACCUCCAGAGCAGGAUGCUAAGACCGAUCCACCAGUUGUACACGAGGAAGUAAAUAAUGCCUUACCUCUCUCCUGGCGGCAGCAAAAGAAGGGUCGUGCUGAAAAAGUUGUCGCAGGUGGAAAGAGAGAGCAAGGCGAUGACGUUGUUUUAAUGGACGAGGGAGAUGUGGAUGACAAUCAGAGUACAUCCAGGAGCACAAUCGUUAGAACUCCAACAUCAUCAGCAUCGAUAGCUUCCAUGGAUGCGUCUCCAACGUCUUCAGGAUCAGCCUCAACAACUUCAAAUGAAGCAGGAAGUGCCUCCAGCUCCACGAACACUUUUCCAUCUACUGGAAGUUCCAGUAGUACACCGUCGACUGGAAGUUCUAGUAGUAGUACACCAUCUACUGGAAGCUCUAGUAGUAGUACACCACCUUCUCUGCCACAAAGAGGACCCGCCGCGACCUCGUCCAAGGCUAGUAGCGAAGCAGACAAAAUUGCUAAUACGACUCCGACGGACUCUCAGUUUUUCGAUGCUGUGACCGGCACAUCGACACAGCUAUUUGAAGGCUUCAUGGAAGGGAUCGGGUACUACUUGCUUAUACUUCAGAAGUAACGACGUACACUAUUAGAGGAUCAUUUUCAAUAAAAAUAUUUCAGAAGUUCAAGAAGUGAGAACUAAACAACUCCUUAGAAGUUUAGUUCUCUCUUGAAGAUCUCAUAGCCGCGCGAGGAGAAGACAUGAGCAAGAACGGCUUCAUUUUCACUUUCACAAAUUCAACUUUCGUCCUCAACAACUUCCAUUCACAGACUCGGGUCCGCCGACACGUUACUGAAGGAAAGUGAAGCAGACGGCUUCGAAUUGUACAGAGCUGCCAUGCUGAUGGGUCAAGGUCUGAACCAAGGCAGCUUAGACCAGUUUGCCACGGGUCUGACUCAUUUUGGUGAGGCAAUGCAAAAAUUCAAGCCUCUAUGGCAAGACGCCAUAAAAAGCGAUGAGGAUGCGGAGAAGCUGGUCAAUGGUCUCCGCUACUUGGCGGCGGAUAGAGGAGACUUGCGCGAGAUUGGAGCGAUUAUUGGUACUACUCGAGCAAUCAAUUAUAUCAACCUCAUUGAUCAGCUUACAAACAUGCUUCUCAUUUUUUUCAUCUUCAAAAAAAAGAAAACUGCAAGUACAAAAACAAAAAUAUGACUGAGGUACUCGACAUUACUUCAUCGUUCUUCCACUAGUACCACCGCCACCACCAAAUUCCCCCCUCCCAAACACACACAGCCCGCCACUUCCGUUCCCAGCGCGACCCGAUGUUGGUCGACCUACAAGAAGCAGUGGGAGAUUUGCGACGCAAGGCAUGGCGGGAGUUGGGCAAGGCGGUCGGCGAAAUACUAAAAGAAAUGUAUGUGAACCCACAAAAUUUCCAGGAUAGGCCUCACAUAGUCGCACUGCUAACUAGAGUGCGACGAGAACGCCUUUUGCCACUAGCACUACAUGGAAUUAUCUCGAAGGCGGGAACUAUUUUUCAAAGUAGGACGGUGAAAAAUUGAAAUUUUUGAGAAGGUUGGAUAAGGUGAAGUGCGUGUUGAGCUUUUCUACUAGAACAAGGGCCAUCCAUUUAGUGGACUAAACCUUCAACACCGGCGACUACCAACUUUUUCGCCGUUGCUCGUCACUUUGACACUAAUUUCUUACAGAUUUUUGCAAAUUUUUUUGUCGUUUUGGUUCUCAUUUUUCUUAUCCGAAAUCAGUGUAAGUCGGUCUAAGAACUAUUAAGAGAACCACGUCUGUCGUGGUGCUAGUUUCUUGUAUUUCUAUUUCUUGUUCUUGUUGUUGACAAAUAUAUAUAAACCGUAUGAUCUCUAUUUCACGACAACAGCGUGAUCCUUGUAGCUAGUGGGCGAUGUUGGCUCACGUGGGCCAGCAUGCACCUACAUUUCUCGGAGCCGUUGUUUUUGUUUGGUGUAUAGUCGUGUGAUUUUAUCUACAAGAAGUUUGUCCGCUUUGUGUGGUAACCAGUGUUCCCUUAUAUAUUAGUUUCAUUGUUCGGGAAGACAAUCGGUGAUCGAGUUCUGUACGCGAGUCUGCUUCGUCGGGCGGCUACAGCGGCCAUCCCAUGAGGAUGAUGCUCCGUAUUGCUAAGUAAAUGCCUAAGUGAAGUCAAAAAUAAAUUUGCAUCAAACAGUACCCACGAACUGGUGGUGUCAUCGCGGUCUUUCUGUAUUUGUUCGUGACGGACAGAUAAGAAAGCCGUACCGCAGAACAAGGAGGUCAGAGUACUUAAUAUCUAUCUACUCGUCAUUGUUUCGUGAAAGUGUAAUAAUGUAAAAAUUUUUAAAAGAAAAGAUAAAAGUUGAUCGUGAAAAGCCAGAGAAGUUUGAAGAAGCGAAAAAUAAAAGGCGCAACAAGUAGCAGGUACGACUGGCCUGGAAACUUUGUUGUAACUCUCAUUGCAACCUGGUCGAAGACGAAGAUGACCCGUCGCCAAAAUCGAGCAUUGGCGCAGGUGGAGGAGACACCCGCAACGAUCCGAAUCCGCCGAAAGCAGGAAAUGACAAUGUCGAGAAAAAGGGCUGAAGUUGAUAUGGUUCUACUUUGUCUUGCGGAAAACAUGGGGAACGUACACGUAGUUCUUUGAUUCGUGUUGAUGUGUAAUUACAGGACAGAACGACACUGAUGUCCAUUGUAGUUGUAACACUCCUCAUUCCCGUGCUCCGGUGCGUGGCUGUGCCAGUUUGCGAACUGGAUAACACUUCAGACUACAAAAAAAAAGCGGCGGAGACUCUCUGAGUCUGCAUCUGAGUCCUCGACAUACCGUCUUCACCAAAUUGUCUCUCAGCUAACUCCGUCAUAAAGAUGAGCACAACUCUGUAAUAAACGUCAUUGAAUGUCCAACAACGGGGAGGUGGCUCUCGUACAUUUUCUUCAUCAUUUUUUCGAGAUUAUAGUUGGUUUUCAUUUCCUGUAUCUACGGGAAUGAGUGUCUUUCUUCUUCAUGUGCUUGUGCACUGCACUCGACUGAAUUAUAACAAAACACACCCUGCAUAUUCACACUGAACUAGAGAUCGGCAGCAUUUCAUCUGCGAAUUUUUAACUUUCAUCGAACACCGAUGGGUGUAAUCUCGUAACUAUUCAAGUCGUAACUUUUCAAUCGAAUCCACUAAGAGCAACAUAGAUACCGAUACGACAUUUCUUGAGAAAAAAAUCUAACAAGACUUUGAGAAUACAACGAAGUAGGAACAUGUCAACAAUUUAAACACAACAUAACUAGUAGCAACUCGUCGAUAAAAAGGAGAC